Pimephales promelas (fathead minnow) is the source of this 1141-nucleotide messenger RNA. NCBI's taxonomy places the organism in Eukaryota, Metazoa, Chordata, Actinopteri, Cypriniformes, Leuciscidae. The record is from RefSeq and is a predicted model, not a curated record.
CAGCCUCUUUAUCUGCACACUCACAAUGCAUUUCACUCAUACACCGCAAAAGAUUCCUGUUCAUGUCACUGUGGUCUCCGUCGAAAAAGAGAUUUCAGUCUCAAGGGACUUCCUGGUUAAAUAAAGGGUUCACUGAUGUUCAGUGAUGUCUCUGCUGGUGUUCUCGGUUCCUCUGCUCUCGGCUGUGCUCGUGAUGACGGCUGUUUUCCGCUCUCCUCUGUUGGCUCUGUGCCGUCAGCUGUAUUCUGGCACACUGGGCCGUUCUCACAGGAAGGUGUGUGUCAGCUCCACUCACGCCUAUGUCUUCUCCAACUGCACCCACGGACAGGCUCAGAGUGUUCUGCUGACCUUCGACCUCUAUUCCGCCACACACUCCUCCUUCAACAUUGGCCCUCAGAAAGGUGAGUUCCUGGAUGAGAUUGUGAAGCGUGAAGCCCCGCGGAGGGUUCUGGAGUUGGGGACACACUGUGGGUACGCCUCAGUCAGGAUCCUGCGUCUGCUCCCUCCGUCUGGACAACUGCUGACUGUCGAGCUGGAUCCUCUGAGCGCAGACCGAGGCGAGGAGAUCAUACUAGUGUCAGGCUUCAAACACCAGCAGUUACAGGUUCUGACAUGCUCUUAGGCUGAGGCCAUCUCGUCUUUAAGCUCCCACACUGGGAAUGAUUGUCUGGAUCUGGUUCUAAUGGAUCAUGACCCUGAGCUUUAUCUUCAAGACCUGCUGGCCUUACAGAGAGGGAAUCUGCUCUCGACCUGCUGUGUUGUGUUGAUCAACCGAGCUCUGACGUCUGGAGCUCGAGCCCUUCUGGAGUACGUGACCGCCCGACCGCAGAGCUUCAGUGUGGGCAGACAACUCGACGGACUGAUGGAGAUACGCUGUCACACACCGCCUGAGUCCUGAGAGCCACAACUGAGUUUGCCGAACACGUCUGGUUUCGUUGUCCUGAAGUCAAUGGGUUUAAGGUGAAAUAAGUAAAUCCCUGAAAUAAGGUGUGGUUAACACAAGUUAAAGAUAGUUUCUUGUUUUAAUCUACGCCGAAAAGAAAAACUCCACUCAUCCACUCAUUAGUGCGUGAUUAUUAUAUGCCUGCUUAUGCUUAUGAUUUUGUCUUCUGAUAUGAUCUUGCUGUUUUCUUCCUAGUCG